GUCACUGUCAUCUCUUCAAACGCUCUGCUGCAAGCUCGGCCCCGAGGUGCACCACUGACAGGCUACUGUUGUCCCUUUUCUUCAAGAGUUUGUGACUUUCGCGUCAGCACUUGACUUUCAGGUGACCUGUGGACAAUGAGCAGCGUGGAGGGCCUCAGGGCCACAUCCUCCCAGUUCACUCUGGAGGGAGAGCCUUUCCGCAUCCUCGGCGGGUCAAUCCAUUACUUCCGUGUCCCCAGAGCCUACUGGAAAGACCGGCUACUGAAGAUGAGGGCCUGUGGCCUCAAUACUCUCUCAACCUAUGUACCAUGGAACCUGCAUGAGCCUGAGAGAGGGAUGUUCAACUUCCAUGAAGAGUUGGAUUUAAAGGCCUACAUCAGUUUAGCAGCAGAGUUGGGUCUCUGGGUGGUUCUGCGUCCUGGACCCUACAUCUGUGCUGAAUGGGAUCUGGGGGGUUUGCCCAGUUGGCUGUUACGAGAUGAAGGCAUGCAGCUAAGGACAACUUACCCUGGAUUUGCAGAUGCUGUCAACUCCUACUUUGACAAGCUUAUCUCAGUUAUCAAACCUCUGAUGUUUGAGCAAGGAGGCCCGAUCAUUGCGGUUCAAGUUGAGAAUGAGUACGGAUCAUAUUCCCAGGAUGAGGACUACAUGCCAUUUCUAAAAAAUAGUCUUGAGUCCAGAGGGAUCAACGAGCUCUUUCUGACUUCAGACAACUGGGAGGGCUUGAGAUAUGGCGGGGUAGAAGGAGCUCUGAAAACGAUAAAUCUUCAGAGACUGUCCUUUGGAGCCAUACAGUCCUUAGCUGACAUGCAGCCAGAGAAAUCUCUAAUGGUGAUGGAAUAUUGGUCUGGGUGGUUUGAUGUCUGGGGAGAGCAUCAUCAUAUUUUUAGAGCUGAGGACAUGGUAGCUGUUGUAUCAGAGAUCCUACAGCGAGAGGUGUCCAUUAAUCUCUACAUGUUUCAUGGUGGAACCACCUUUGGCUUCAUGAAUGGAGCCAUGGAUUUCGGCACCUACAAACCUCAGGUCACUAGUUAUGAUUAUGAUGCUCCAUUAUCAGAGGAUGGGGACUACACUGUAAAAUAUCACCUCCUCAGGGAUUUAUUUAGCCAGUACCAUUCGGAGCCUCUUCCUGAAGUGCCCUCUGUGCAGGAGAGGCGAGCCCAGCAGCCCAUCGUCAUCCAGCAGCACCUGUCGCUGUGGGACAGCCUGCACCUCACCGAGCUGCAUAGGUCACACAAGGCAGUGAACAUGGAGAAUCUCCCUUUUAAUAAUGAUAAUGGUCAGUCAUAUGGCUACACACUGUAUGAGACCACCAUCACCUGUGGAGGAAUCCUCAACUCCAAGAAUAACAUCAGAGAUAGAGCAUUGGUUUUUGUAGGUAAACAAUCUGUUGGCACUUUGGACUACAAGACUCAAGAGCUAACGCUGCCCGAUGGAAAGGGAGAUAUAACAUUGGGUUUACUGGUGGAGAACUGUGGAAGAGUGAACUAUGGAAAAGUCCUGGAUGAACAGCGCAAAGGUCUUGUCGGGGAUAUUUUGCUGAAUAAUUGCCCUUUGAGAGACUUCACCAUCUACUGUUUGGAUAUGAAGAAAAGCUUUAUUAACAGAUUAAGUUCAGGCCAGUGGAAGCCCGUCCACCAGCAGCCCUCUUUCCCAGCAUUUUUCCAGGCCAAGCUGUGUGUGGACAACCCUCCCAGAGACACAUUCAUGAGGCUCCCUGGCUGGUGUAAGGGGGUUGUCUUUGUCAAUGGACAGAAUCUGGGACGCCACUGGUCCAUCGGCCCUCAGCAGUUCCUUUACCUCCCAGGACCUUGGCUGAGAAUUGGAGAGAAUCAGAUCAUUGUUUUUGAGGAACAAAGAGCUGAUGGAAAAAUACUGUUUGCUUCAAAUCCUGAUCAUGGGAAGACAACCGAUGUUUACAAACUUCCCUUUUGCACUCUGCUGUGAAAAUAUUGAAAUGCAUUAGUGGCUGGAUGUAAGAAUAUUAAUACCAAAAUGCCACGAGAAAGAUGCUAUCAUCUUAUGUUUAGCCAAACAACUCGGUAAAAUAUUGUA
Lampris incognitus (smalleye Pacific opah) is the source of this 2055-nucleotide messenger RNA. RefSeq names its product galactosidase beta 1 like 2 (gene glb1l2). Gene Ontology annotation, cellular component: vacuole. Bases 136 to 1947 code for a protein of 603 amino acids. NCBI's taxonomy places the organism in Eukaryota, Metazoa, Chordata, Actinopteri, Lampriformes, Lampridae. Gene Ontology annotation, biological process: carbohydrate metabolic process. The record is from RefSeq and is a predicted model, not a curated record. The transcript is spliced from 19 exons. Gene Ontology annotation, molecular function: beta-galactosidase activity.